This is a messenger RNA of Gavia stellata (red-throated loon), 1041 nucleotides long. RefSeq names its product forkhead box B2 (gene FOXB2). NCBI's taxonomy places the organism in Eukaryota, Metazoa, Chordata, Aves, Gaviiformes, Gaviidae. Gene Ontology annotation, biological process: anatomical structure morphogenesis; cell differentiation; regulation of transcription by RNA polymerase II. The record is from RefSeq and is a predicted model, not a curated record. The transcript has a single exon. The coding region runs from base 1 to 1041 and encodes 346 amino acids. Gene Ontology annotation, molecular function: RNA polymerase II cis-regulatory region sequence-specific DNA binding; DNA-binding transcription factor activity, RNA polymerase II-specific.
AUGCCCAGGCCGGGGAAGAGCUCGUACAGCGACCAGAAGCCGCCCUACUCCUACAUCUCCCUGACGGCCAUGGCCAUCCAGCACUCGGCCGAGAAGAUGCUGCCCCUGAGCGACAUCUACAAGUUCAUCAUGGAGCGGUUCCCCUACUACCGGGAGCACACGCAGCGCUGGCAGAACUCCCUCCGCCACAACCUCUCGUUCAACGACUGCUUCAUCAAGAUCCCGCGCCGCCCCGACCAGCCGGGCAAGGGCAGCUUCUGGGCGCUGCACCCGGACUGCGGGGACAUGUUCGAAAACGGCAGCUUCCUCCGCCGCCGCAAGCGCUUCAAGGUCCUGCGCCCCGAGCAUCACCUGCCCGGCGGCGGCGGGCCGGGCGGCGGGGCGGGCGGCGGCGGCCCCGGCAAGCCCCCGGCACCCGCCCCGCACAUGGUGCACUACUUCCACCCGCACCCGCACCCGCCGCCGCCGCCGCCGCCUCCCCCGGGCAAGGUGCCGGGGCUGGCGGGCUCCGAGGCGGCCGUGGCCGCCGCCGCGGCCGCCGCCGCCGUGGGGAGGUUGCCGCAGUUCUCGCCCUACGGGAGCAGCCAGCCCUCGGGCUUCAAGCAUCCCUUCGCCAUCGAGAACAUCAUCGGCAGAGAUUACAAGGGCGUGCUGCAGGCCGGCGGGCUGCCGCUGGCCUCGGUGAUGCACCACCUGGGCUACCCGGUGCCCAGCCAGCUCAGCAGCGUGGUGAGCUCCAUGUGGCCGCACGUGGGGGUGAUGGACUCCGUGGCCGGCGUGCCCGUGUCCCCCGACUACGGACCCUUCGGGGUUCCCGUGAAGACGCUCUGCCACCCGCCGGCACAGACCAUGCCCGCCGUCCCGGUGCCCAUCAAGCCGGCGCCGGCGAUGCCCGCUGCCUCGGCCAUCCCUGCUCUGACGGUCGCCGCCUCGCAGAUCUGCCCCGCCGUUUCCCCAGCCGCUGCUUCGCUGAUGGAACAGACGGCGAGCAACACCCCCGAGGGCAAGGGCUCCCUCCACUCCGUCCUAGUGCAUUCCUAA